AAGAUGAACAGACGGACGAUCCUGUCACGGAUCCGAAAAAAUCCAAACAACUUAUUCGUACUUGUUCUGUCCCACUUCCACGAGUCAUUCGUUCCGAUCUCCCUAACCGCGAUAACUUUUUGCAAAGCAUCAACAAGUUUUCAGUUCACCUUACCGGCAUUAUCUCCAAAUUAUCAAUGCUUACUUAUCUCACUUGCUUGAAUUAUAGCAAAUCGCCAAAUGGCAACACCCAGACACCACCAGC
Molecule: messenger RNA, 244 nt
Organism: Radiomyces spectabilis
Lineage: Eukaryota; Fungi; Mucoromycota; Mucoromycetes; Mucorales; Radiomycetaceae
Exons: 1
Coding region: 4-201 (65 amino acids)
Source: RefSeq, a predicted model, not a curated record